Molecule: messenger RNA, 478 nt
Organism: Gracilinanus agilis (Agile Gracile Mouse Opossum)
Lineage: Eukaryota; Metazoa; Chordata; Mammalia; Didelphimorphia; Didelphidae
Product: non-histone chromosomal protein HMG-14-like
Exons: 1
Coding region: 16-324 (102 amino acids)
Biological process (GO): chromatin organization
Cellular component (GO): nucleus; chromatin
Molecular function (GO): nucleosomal DNA binding
Source: RefSeq, a predicted model, not a curated record
CCACUCACAGCCAAGAUGCCCAAGAGGAAGGUCAGCUCUGCAGAAGGGGAAGUAAGGGAGGAGCCCAAGAGGAGGUCAGCAAGAUUGUCAGCUAAACCAGUCCUUGCAAAGGCUGACCCCAAGCCCCAAAAGACAACAGGAAAGGAUAAAUCUGAGGACAAAAAAGUUCAUACAAAAGGAAAAAAAGGAGCAAAAGGAAAACAAGCAGAAGUGACUAACCAAGAAGAGAAUAAAGAUGACUUACCUGCAGAAAAUGGAGAAAUGAAAAAUGAAGAGGUCCCACUCUCUGAUUCAGCAGGAGAGAAAGAAACCAAAUCUGAAUAACAUCUUAUACCAAGUCUUUUGACAGUUGUCCCUGUUACCUCCCUUCUUGUACAAUUCAGAGGAAUAUUUUUAUCAACUAUUUUGUAAAUGCCAGUUUUUUAGUAGCUCUAGAAACACAUUUUUAAGGAGGCAAUCCCACCUCAUCACAUUAAUU